Molecule: messenger RNA, 1811 nt
Organism: Ostrinia furnacalis (Asian corn borer)
Lineage: Eukaryota; Metazoa; Arthropoda; Insecta; Lepidoptera; Crambidae
Product: piRNA biogenesis protein EXD1
Exons: 4
Coding region: 448-1392 (314 amino acids)
Biological process (GO): nucleobase-containing compound metabolic process; piRNA processing
Cellular component (GO): PET complex
Molecular function (GO): 3'-5' exonuclease activity; nucleic acid binding
Source: RefSeq, a predicted model, not a curated record
UCCUUAAAAUUAUUGACAGAAAAAAUGGCGACGACCUGACGUUCAAAUAAUUUAGAAAUUGUCUCAUGUGAUUGAUUGGUUUUAUGAGGUUGGGUGAUAACGAUCGUUGUUUUAUUUUAUUUAUUUAAUUUUACCCUUUCUUAUGAUGAUUGAAGGUCGAGCAAAUGAACUACCCGAUUUCCAGGUUUUUCGAACAGUUAUCAAAUACUGUUUGGUGAUCAUAAUAGUACCCGUCCUGGCGUUCUUCUCCGUGAAGGUGGUUCUUUUCGAUGGACUAUUACGACUAGAACCAGUUACUAGCAGUGUGUAUUCCGCAGUUAUAGCGGUUAUCGUUCUGCAUGUCACGUUAGGGUUGUACAUUUAUAAGGCGUACAGUGAAACUGAUAAACCGUCUAAACCUGUGAAGAAAGAUUAAUUAAAUUACACUUUAUUGUAUAAGCCAUUACCAUGGAUAACUUAUACAUGAAAGGUGAACUGUUACAAGUUCACACAAAGAAUUCUGAAGUUAUUGAAGGCAGGUUUUACAGCAUGAACAGUGACAAAUCCAAAAUUUCUCUCUACAACAUAAAAGAAGAUGAAGGGAUCAAAUGUGAAGGGGUGUGUCAUUACUACAACUCAGAAAUCAGAGACAUAGUCAAACUGAAGGAAGAUGAUCAGCCAAAACAUCUGAAAAUCUCACAGAAAGAAUGCGAAGAUAUAAUAAAGGUUGCAAAGAAGUAUAUUUACAUAAACCAAGUUGAUAAUAGUUUCCAUGAGGCUAUGGAUGACUUGCUGUCAUACGAUUAUAUCGGACUCAGCACUGACGGUGCCAACAUGGGACGCAAAUGCAAAAUGCCUUUCGUGGUGUUGUCAACUCCACAACAAAUCUACAUAUUUGACACACAAGUGAUGCAGUAUCACGCGUUUGAUGCCGGAUUAAAAAAAAUGCUUGAAGGCAAGAGUCCUAAAAAGAUUGUUCAUGAUUGCAGAAAGAUAUCAGAUAGUUUGUAUCAUAAGCACAAUGUGAAACUGAAUUCUGUAUUUGACACUCAGGUGGGAGACUUGAUUAUAUCAAAAAAUAAGAAUGGCUGCUUGCCAAAUACAGUGAAAUCAUUAUCAGAAUGUUUGACUACUUACCUUGGUCUCCAGCCUAGUAUCAUUGAAGAGAAGCUUGACAUAGUGCAAUGCACUGAGCGACCACUCUCCGUGAAGAUCAAGGAAACUCUUGCAAAGAAUAUAUCCUAUUUGCAUCGUCUCUCAGAAAUGAUAAAUGAUGAAAUGGCUCUCCCAUUCAUCAGAGGGGUUGAAUGCUUCGUAGAAAACCUACGUUCCUCUGACGAUUUUAAAGCAUGGGAGCUUUGUGGAAAACAUAAUCAAGUACCAAAAGAUUUCAAAAGCGCUAUUGAGUAUUAAUUUAUUUUGUGUAAGACAUUCCGUGGAAUAAAAUGUAAUGUAGAAUUAGUUUUAUUUUUAUUUUGCUCCUUUUUUUCUACCGCUUUUUCAAAGUAGUAACUUCAGUAGAUUUAAACUGUUUGAUGCAAGUAAAUUGUGUGAUUCAAGCUUGUAGUUUUAAGAAUGCUAUACAUUGCAAGCUCUUGUGGCAAUUACUGGAGGCUCUGGAUCAUCUACGCAAUGGGAAGUACUACUUAGUGGCCAAAUGGAAACAUUGUUAAUGCAUAAGUUUGUCCACACAAUGGCUCUUGAUGACUUUGAAUCUUGUGAGAUUUAUUUGUAACAAUUCAAAGAUAAUAUGAAUUAAAGGUAACAAUUAUUACUUUGUUGUCAGUAGUAGUCUUGGACUUGUGCAGAUUACCCGUUGCUCAUUGUGUAGA